AUGGAUAAAGGGACCCCACAACGGCUGCAAUGCGCCACUCGCUGCUUGCUCUCUUGCAAGACGAACGCCCACAGCGCGUCGCCGAUUUUGACGUUUUCCGGACCCCCGGGCUCUCUUCGAUCUUCUCCACGAAAAUAAUCACUCCCACCAGCCAACAUGUGUGACGAUGACGUAGCGGCACUAGUCGUGGACAAUGGCUCCGGUAUGUGCAAAGCCGGAUUCGCUGGAGAUGAUGCUCCACGAGCGGUGUUCCCCAGCAUCGUUGGGCGCCCCCGCCAUCAGGGCGUCAUGGUGGGUAUGGGUCAAAAGGACUCAUACGUAGGAGACGAGGCCCAGAGCAAGAGAGGUAUCCUGACCCUGAAGUACCCCAUCGAGCACGGCAUCAUCACCAACUGGGACGACAUGGAGAAAAUUUGGCACCACACCUUCUACAACGAACUGCGAGUCGCCCCCGAGGAGCACCCCGUCCUCCUGACCGAGGCCCCCCUGAAUCCCAAGGCUAACCGCGAAAAGAUGACCCAGAUCAUGUUCGAGACCUUCAACAGCCCCGCGAUGUACGUCGCCAUCCAGGCCGUGCUCUCCCUGUACGCCUCCGGUCGUACCACCGGUAUCGUCCUGGACUCCGGAGACGGUGUCUCGCACACCGUGCCCAUCUAUGAGGGUUACGCCCUGCCCCAUGCCAUCCUCCGUCUGGACUUGGCCGGUCGCGAUCUCACCGACUACCUCAUGAAGAUCCUCACCGAGCGCGGCUACUCCUUCACCACCACGGCCGAGCGAGAAAUCGUUCGCGACAUCAAGGAGAAGCUCUGCUACGUCGCCCUGGACUUCGAGCAGGAGAUGGCCACCGCGGCCGCCAGCACCUCCCUCGAGAAGAGCUACGAGCUUCCCGAUGGCCAGGUCAUCACCAUCGGCAACGAGAGGUUCCGCUGCCCCGAGGCCCUCUUCCAGCCUUCCUUCCUGGGAAUGGAAUCCUGCGGCAUCCACGAGACCGUCUACAACUCCAUCAUGAAGUGCGACGUCGACAUCCGCAAGGACCUCUACGCCAACACCGUCCUUUCCGGUGGUACCACCAUGUACCCGGGUAUCGCCGACCGCAUGCAGAAGGAGAUCACCGCCCUCGCGCCCUCGACCAUCAAGAUCAAGAUCAUCGCUCCCCCCGAGAGGAAGUACUCCGUCUGGAUCGGAGGAUCCAUCCUGGCGUCGCUGUCCACCUUCCAGCAGAUGUGGAUCUCCAAGCAGGAGUACGACGAAUCCGGCCCCGGAAUCGUCCACCGCAAAUGCUUCUAGGCCGCUCGUCCCGCACCCUCCGAUUACCUGUAUGAUCUUCCCGAGGACCCGGCUUGCGCGUUUUCCGUCGAUCGAGAGAGAGAACGCCCGAUAUGAACAAAGGAAAAAAGAGAUACUACUACUCGAGUGCCUUUAUUGUACACAUUUAUC
Molecule: messenger RNA, 1437 nt
Organism: Orussus abietinus
Lineage: Eukaryota; Metazoa; Arthropoda; Insecta; Hymenoptera; Orussidae
Product: actin, muscle
Exons: 3
Coding region: 157-1287 (376 amino acids)
Biological process (GO): mitotic cytokinesis
Source: RefSeq, a predicted model, not a curated record